Molecule: messenger RNA, 855 nt
Organism: Symbiodinium sp. CCMP2592
Lineage: Eukaryota; Dinophyceae; Suessiales; Symbiodiniaceae
Source: the annotation of a GenBank genome assembly
AUGGGGAGUGGCGCAAGUUCGGCGGAGAAGGAGGAGGUCCUGGCCAAGGACAGGGAGUUCAUCCUGAAAGCCGUGAAGGAGACCAAAGCCUGGUGGCUAGUUAAACUCGCCUCCAAGGAGCUCUCUGAAGAUGCCGCCUUCGUGGCCCGGUGCAAGGAGGCGGCCGGUGAUGGCCUCGUCUUCACCUACUACGACAACUCUGACGUUUGGUCUGGCAUGAUAGGGGCGUUCCACACGACGGGAGCGUCUGUCCCGGGGGGCAAGGCCUAUGACGAGGUCAUGAAGAAGCUUAGGCAGGAUAAGGGAAGCACGGCGACUGUUUGGUUUGGAGAAGAGCAUGUCUUCGGACCUUCGGCAAACGACGGCAAAUGGGUGCAUACAAGCCGUGAAUGCGGCCGCGAUGACAUCCCAGUCCCCAGCAAGGGACUCCAAGACGCCAAGUGGAAAUCGCUGGUGGAGUCAAGAAGCAACGGCAUUUCGCCGCAGGUGGGUAGACGGUACAAGUGCUGGUGCUGCCACUGGAUCCGAGAGGUGAGGAGGCAGCACGAAAAAGGGGCUGUCAUAUGCUGCGCGACAUCGAAUAUCUAUUAUUCAGACUGGGUCCGGACCUAUGGCGCGGGUUCCUCCGAGCUGUCAGAUGCAGAUGCAAAGUCUUUCAAUUUACCCAGGGAAGUGUUCAAGAACGGGAAACCAGAAGGCUGGGGCGAAGGCAAGAUCAAGAUCGACUAUAGCACCUUCGAGCGCAGAGCACCAGUGCACGAGCGCACGAAGCAGCCGCUUGGGGUGGGGUGCCGCUGGGAGCGGCAAGUCUUAGACAACCUUGGUUUCCCUGUCUACGCCUUUUUCAUGCCUUGA